Molecule: messenger RNA, 2063 nt
Organism: Cylas formicarius (sweet potato weevil)
Lineage: Eukaryota; Metazoa; Arthropoda; Insecta; Coleoptera; Brentidae
Product: methanethiol oxidase
Exons: 8
Coding region: 516-1937 (473 amino acids)
Molecular function (GO): selenium binding
Source: RefSeq, a predicted model, not a curated record
UUUUUACCAUACAUCUGUCAUUUUCGUUAAAGCGUGAAGUGAUUACGAAGUACCAAAUUGUAAUGGCAAAUUUGAAGCAUGUCAGCGAAUGAGAACAAAAAAUCUUGAUAACACUAUCAAUGAAAUGGACGAAAUUGAAUGUGUUAAACUUUUGGUACAGUAUAUGGUAAUCUUAUAAGAAUUAACAAGAAUAAAUCACUUGUCUGAAGAAUUACAAUGAGGAGCAAGCUACAUAGAAAGGUUCAAUGUUGCGCUUUGAUAAACUGCCACUUGGGCCACCCUGUAGUCCAAGCGUUUCGAGUUGCUUUCAUCUCGCCCAGAAAUCUCGUCGAUUUGAAAAGAUCGCCGAGUAAUAUAACAUAUCAACCGAAUACCGCUCGGUCCGAGAUAAACAAUAAUCAACGGGGUUCAAAUACGUCUAUUUAUACGGCUGCAGUCGUACCGCAUCCUGACGAGUACAGUUUAAGUGCGACCUUGCUAUUGAACUUAACCUAACCAGCGUUGACUCGAAAGUAAUGGAUAAAGGACCAGGCUAUGCCACGCCACUGGACGCGUUCCUCAACGGUCCCAGGGAGGAAAUUCUGUACGUCUGCUGCGUCCAACCCGACCAGAGAGGUACAAAAAGUGACGCUUUGGCAACGGUAGAUGUCGAUCCGGCGUCGCCCACUUACUGUCAGAUCAUCAACCUGCUGCGAACCGGUCGAAAGAACGACGAAUUGCACCACAGCGGAUGGAACAUAUGUUCCAGUUGCCACGGAAAAAAGAACUGUUGCAAGAGGGACAAGCUGAUUUUGCCCGCUCUCAUGUCGGAUAGGAUCUACGUCGUGGAUGUCGGGAAGGAUCCGAGGAGACCCACAAUUUUCAAGGUCAUAGAAAGCGAGGAAAUGCAAAAAUUGAAUUGCUCGACUCCCCAUACUGCCCAUUGCUUGGCUACGGGCGACAUAAUGAUCUCCGUAAUGGGUGAUGUAGACGGGAACCCAAAAAGCGACUACGUCCUCGUCGAUGGCAAAACUUUCACAGUCAAAGGCACCUGGGUUAAGGGCGACUCUGCCAAAUUCAACUACGACUUCUGGUACCAGCCGUACUACGACGUCAUGGUUUCUUCUGAAUGGGGUGCACCCAGGAUCUUCAAAACUGGAGUCCACCCUGGAGAUUCGGUGGAGAACUUAGCGUUUGGGAAAUCGAUCAACUUUUACUCGUGGUCUAAGAGGCAACUGAUCCAGACCAUCGACCUUGAUGGCGACGGGGUGGCUCCACUGGAGAUAAGAUUUUUGCACGACCCUAAGGAGAAACAGGGUUACGUCGGAUGCGCCGUUAGCUCCACCAUCAUCAGGUUUUAUUUGAAGGACGACGGUACCUGGGGAACCGAGAAAGUGAUCGAUAUACCAAGAAAGAAAGUGUCCGAGUGGAUGCUUGGCAACACGGUGAACGGUAUGAUCACUGACAUUUUGAUCUCGCUGGACGACAAGUACCUCUACUUCAGCAACUGGCUGCAGGGAGACGUCAGGCAGUACGAUAUAAGCGAUAGGUCUCGCCCAAAGCUUACGGGACAGAUAUUUCUCGGCGGAAAGCUGGUUAAAGACUCUGCUAUCCAGGUAUUGGAUGAUCCGGAAAAAACAACUCCCGUGGAGCCGGUAUACUUAAAAGGAAAACGAUUCUUCGGAGGACCUCAGAUGUUGCAGCUCUCUUUGGAUGGCAAAAGACUUUACGUCAGCUCGAGCUUGUUCUCCCCAUGGGAUCGUCAGUUUUAUCCUGAGACAAUCAAGGAAGGUGGGAAAAUUGUGAAAAUCGACGUGGACGUCGAGAACGGUGGGAUGAAGCUCGACGAAAAGUUCCUGGUGGACUUUUCCGAAACCGAAGAUGGUCCACUCUUACCGCACGAAAUGAGAUAUCCCGGUGGAGACUGCACGUCGGAUAUUUGGAUGGCUGACGAAUGAUUUGGGAGGAAUAUAAUAUUUGAGUUGAGUUUGAGUUUAAUUUCGUGUCAGUCUUAGAGUUACAUGAAAAUUGAUCUCUGUCAACCAGAAAAUUAAGAUUUAGCUGGCCAUAAUAAUAAAUGAUAA